AUGGCUGCAUCGACAAUGGCUCUUUCUUCCCCAUCUUUUGCCGGGAAGGCAGUUAAGCUUUCACCGUCAGCUCCUCAGAUCACAGGUAAUGGAAGAGUCUCCAUGAGGAAAACUGCUACCAAGCCUAUUUCAUCCGGCAGUCCAUGGUACGGCCCUGACCGUGUCAAGUACUUGGGUCCAUUCUCGGGUGAGCCACCGAGCUAUCUCACUGGUGAGUUCCCUGGUGACUAUGGUUGGGACACUGCUGGACUCUCAGCUGACCCUGAGACAUUCGCCAAGAACCGUGAACUUGAGGUGAUCCACUGCAGAUGGGCUAUGCUUGGAGCCCUUGGAUGUGUUUUCCCUGAGCUCUUGGCUCGUAAUGGAGUUAAGUUCGGUGAAGCCGUGUGGUUCAAGGCUGGAUCCCAGAUCUUUAGUGAGGGUGGACUUGACUACCUAGGCAACCCAAGCUUGAUCCAUGCACAGAGCAUUUUGGCCAUCUGGGCUUGCCAAGUCAUCUUGAUGGGAGCUGUUGAGGGCUACCGUGUAGCCGGAGGGCCACUUGGUGAAGUAGUCGACCCACUUUACCCUGGUGGCAGUUUCGACCCAUUGGGUCUUGCUGAUGACCCUGAAGCUUUCGCUGAGCUCAAGGUUAAGGAAAUCAAGAAUGGAAGAUUGGCCAUGUUCUCUAUGUUUGGUUUCUUUGUUCAAGCUAUUGUAACUGGAAAGGGUCCUUUGGAAAACCUUGCUGACCACCUAGCAGACCCCGUUAACAACAAUGCUUGGGCAUACGCCACAAACUUUGUUCCUGGCAAGUGA
Molecule: messenger RNA, 798 nt
Organism: Fraxinus pennsylvanica
Lineage: Eukaryota; Viridiplantae; Streptophyta; Magnoliopsida; Lamiales; Oleaceae
Source: the annotation of a GenBank genome assembly